AUGUAUCCACAACCGCCAGCCGGCCCGUCUGGUGUACCACCCCGGCCACCUGUAACAUACAGUCGUCACUCUAAUUCUGCUCGCACCCCACACCAACUGGGUGCAACUAUUCAAGACGUCGACAACGAAGCCAGGGGUGAGGCGGCCUUCGAUCGAAUCAGUCGCGGCACUCGUGGAACCCACAGCGACGGCGCUAAGUUCAGGGCGGCGGCGCGAGCUACCAUAAGAGCAGUGAAUCGUCCACAUGCCAAUGGAUCGCAGAGCAGACAAGGGAUGCUGAAGAAGCCUUCUGUACGACCUGGGAAGGGCAAGGAGAAGUCAGACGCACCAGAUAGCUCAGAGACUCACAGUUCCAUCAAGGAUGAGGAGGACGACAUUGCAGAAGCCGUUGCGCGCUCGCUAGGCGAGCAUGUUGGAGACCCUGACGUUACGACCCUGCUUUCACCCCUACUGGGAGAGCGGGACGACUCCGAUAUUGCCGAAGCCAAGAUCAUGUCGCUGUUUUCAAAUGAGAAACCAGUAAAUCAUGCGGCUCAAGGUCACUCAUACAAGUAUAUCGGUAAUAGUUCUACGUCCAGUUCGACCGCGCCACAUACAGUACUCUAUUCUCUGCUCGAUAUCAUGGAGGACAGUGCGAAAGCUGUAGAAGAGGUCGAUCCUGAAAAGUUGGCCACAGCUGGUCCCGAGUUGGCACAUAACAUAAGGGGAUGGCAUAGCGUCUUGACCAGAGUAAUCUUCGCGACUGAGGCAGCCGAGCACAAACGGAUCCAAGAUGUCCAGAACCAGUUGGACUACGAUCGGGUUGUUGAAGACAAGCACAAGAAACAGAUGGACACAUUCAGAAGGCAGGUUGGAGCAAAAAUACUUCAGAUGCAGCAGGAUCACCACCAGAAAUUGAAGGAACAAAAGCAGACGUAUGAGAAUCUUCUUGUUAAACAGGUCACAAAGCUGUCUACACCAACGGCACAAGACCGAAAGCCAAGCACAGAGCCCUCCCAGCCCCGAAUCAUCAAGUCACUAUCGCCACACCUCCAACACAAAGUCGACCGUCUGACCAACGAGAUCGCUACGCUCAAGUCUGAGAACGAGACUAAAGUCUCUAAGAUGCAGGCCUCGCAUGCAGACCAAGUCCUUGUCCUACAUCAGAAGAUCGAGCGAUUAGCUGACGCAAACGCCUUUCUCCGUGUGCAAGAGAACCCCAAGGACAAGGUGCAGGAAAUGGAGAGGACGAAGCAGACGAACGAAGAAUUGCUUGAGCAAAUCAAGGACAUCACAGGCGAGAACGCAAGGUUGAGGCAGAGGGUACCUCCAGUACCAGCUUUCCAGUUCACAGCUGGCGGUCGAGGAUUCCCCGAGUCUGUUCAAUCGGACCCUGGUCCGUCAUCUCAAGAAGGUAGUGAGAAUUGGUCGCGCAAGAGGGCUAGACGUCAAUGA
Alternaria arborescens is the source of this 1434-nucleotide messenger RNA. RefSeq lists its product as hypothetical. The transcript is spliced from 2 exons. The record is from RefSeq and is a predicted model, not a curated record. The coding region runs from base 1 to 1434 and encodes 477 amino acids. Lineage: Eukaryota; Fungi; Ascomycota; Dothideomycetes; Pleosporales; Pleosporaceae.